CGCUUCUAGCGCCCCAAGCGGUGUCGGCAAACGUGCGAAUAUUUCGUUUCAGAGUGGCUUUUUUUGUUAGUUCCUUUUACGUUAUCUUCGUAGCCACGCGGCGUAGGCGUGUGAUCUCCGAAGUAGAGACUGACACUGGCGGGCGCAGGAUAGGACGAGAGGGAGAAGCGGGGUGAAGUCAGCUGGUUGUGGCAGAUCGGGUGGCAAAUUUGUUGACGUAUUCUGUGGCAACGCCGUUAAUAAAAAUAAAAGGGAGAAUUGAAAAAUUAUUUGAACAUGGCUGAUGGAAGAGAACCUCCUCCUCUUUUUGAAGUAGAUAUCGAUAAACAGGACGAUGCCGAAGAUCUGUUCAGCUCAGCUGUAGAGGAUCAAGUUGGGCUAGAUGGAAAUGAAUUGCCAAAUGCAUUUGACAACGUUUCCACAUCACCUAAAUUGUAUUUACAAGAGAGUCCGUCUGUUGAGAAUUUACCUUCGGAAGUAUCAGCGCCUGUGGUAAAAACCAGUUCUUUAGAGGAGAUGGAAAAGGAGAGAGAAGAUCAGUUUUUGGAUGUCUCUGUAACAGAAUGGCAAAAAGUUGGUGAAGGAAUGGGUGCUUAUGUAGCAUAUAAAAUAGUAACGUACACUAAUAUGCCUUUAUUUCACAAUCGUAACUUCACUGUCAUGAGAAGGUUCAGCGAUUUUCUUGGACUUCAUGACAAACUCUCUGAAAAAUAUUUGCGUACUGGACGCAUCAUUCCUCCUGCUCCUGAGAAAAGUGUUGUGGGUAUGACUAAAAUUAAAAUGUCUAAUCAAGCUGAACAAGGAUCCUCUGCAGAUUUUGUGGAGAAGCGUCGUGCAUCUCUUGAACGAUAUCUAAAUCGUACUGCAUCGCAUCCAGUUCUGAAGGUUGAUCCUGAUUUUAGAGAAUUUUUGGAAGCAGAUAUGGAGUUACCAAAAGCAACAAAUACAUCUGCACUCAGUGGAGCUGGAAUGAUGCGGUUCUUGAAUAAAGUGGGUGAAACUGUGAACAAAAUCACAUACAAAAUGGAAGAAAGUGAUCCUUGGUUUGAAGAGAAAACUCAGCAAGUUGAAAAUCUUGAUAUUCAACUUCGCAAAUUACAUGCUAGUGUUGAAACGCUUGUUCUUCACCGAAAAGAAUUAGCCAUGUUUACGGCUGCUUUCGCUAGAAGUGCUGCAACGCUGAGCAAUUGUGAGGAGCAUACAUCACUGUCACGAGCAUUAGCCCAACUGGCUGAAGUAGAAGACAAAGUGGAAACUUUGCAUAAUGAUCAAGCGAAUGCAGAUUUCUCUGUAUUGUGUGAACUUUUGAAGGACUAUGUGGCAUUAAUUGGUGCAAUAAAGGAAGUAUUUCAUGAACGUGUUAAAAUUUACCAAAACUGGCAACAUUCACAGCAAAUGCUUAAUAAGAAGCGUGAACUUAAAGCGAAAUUGGAAUUGUCAGGAAAAGCUGAAAAGGGGAGCUUAGCAGGAAUGGAAGUAAUUGAGUGGGAAGCAAAAGUAGAGAGAUGUCAAGAGGAGUUCGACAAUAUCACCAAGAUGAUAAAGAAAGAAAUGGAGCGGUUUGAAGUGAAUAGAGUGAAAGAUUUCAAAUCGAUAAUUAUUCAAUACCUUGAAAAUCUCAUGACUCACCAGCAACAGCUUAUUAAAUAUUGGGAAGCAUUUUUACCAGAAGCCAAAGCUAUUGCCUGAAGACCAGGUUUUCUGUUGCACACUCAUUAUUAUGUGUGAUGUAUAUUCAACAAUAAUCAAGACUAAAAUAAUUGAAAGUGGAAGGACGCAAGAAUUUUUAAAUUUAUUUGUUGCUCUAUUUUGUGUUUACUCAAGACAUUAUUAUUAUAUAUUAUUAUUAAAACAUUCUUAAAUAUUAUUUACAGGAGUAUUGUUUCAUGUCAGGUACAAAUUGGAUGCAUUUUUGUCUCACUAAUGCUUAGUAAUUCUUGUAAUGCUUAGAAUUUUGAAUCUGUACUGAUUGAAGUAGUACAUCUAGUAUGUUGUUUUUAAAGUAUAUUGUGAAUGUGUUGAAUUCAAAUGGUCUGUAGAGUGUUGUAUUUUUGAUAUCUUGGGGCAAAAAUUAUAUUAGUAAAUUGAAGCAAAAUUUCUUAAAUGUUCAUCAGUAUAAUUUCUAAAGUAUUUGUUUUUCUCUAAUCAUAAUGUGCUGAUUACAUGUGAUUAUUUAUUUUUGUUUGUAUUUAUGGUAUGUUAUAACAUGAAAUGUUAUCCUUUAUUUGUGUAUAGUAUAUCUACUGGGUUUCAAAUACCCAAUCAGUGAAAGAAUGAUAUUGUAUUAAAGGAUUGCAAAUGUAUAAAAAAAACUUUGUUUAUUACAUGUAUGAUCAUAGCUCACCCAUCUUUUGAUUUCUUUCUUCUAAAUAAAUGCAUUGAUAUCAGUCUUGAAUAUACUUGGUAAUACACUCGUGCAAUAUUUAAAAAUGUGAAC
This is a messenger RNA of Gryllus bimaculatus (two-spotted cricket), 2437 nucleotides long. The record is from the annotation of a GenBank genome assembly. Lineage: Eukaryota; Metazoa; Arthropoda; Insecta; Orthoptera; Gryllidae.